Messenger RNA from Porites lobata, 14004 nucleotides. The record is from the annotation of a GenBank genome assembly. NCBI's taxonomy places the organism in Eukaryota, Metazoa, Cnidaria, Anthozoa, Scleractinia, Poritidae.
CUGUGAUUUUUGUUUGUAUUAUAUUCGAUUCAGCCGCAGAUGUCCCAGCUAGCAGAGUCGAAUGGCUUUCAAAUUUGCAACACGUCCACCUUUAUCACUUCAAAAUUUUUAUAAAAACAAACCGAGUCUAAAAGCCAGCAAAUACUUCAAGUUUCGUUCGGCUCAAACUCAAGCCGUGGAAGGCAUCGCAGCAAAACCGUUCAAAGAAAUCCCAGGACCAAAGGGUUUGCCCAUUAUUGGAACACUCCUUGAUUAUGUUCGCGAUCAAGGAGAAGGAAUACGGGGUUAUAAACGAAUGCACGUUAUGCAGCAGCAACGGAUUCAACAGUUUGGAUCGAUUUAUCGAGAGAAAAUCGUAAACUUUGAGACAGUGGCCAUCUCUAAUCCCGAUGAUGUGCAGUUCUUGUUUCGAAACGAAGGAAAGUAUCCCACUCGUGAACCAAUCUUCCCGCUUUGGAUGAAGUACAAGGAAGAGCGAAAACAGGCUCACGGAGUGUUCAGCUUGUAAGUCUAUUUUAUUUACUAAUAUAUAAAGACAAGUGUAAAUGCAGGUAUUAAAAAAUUAUUGUUGGUGAUAAGCCAUGCUGAAGGGCACGUUUAGUUACUGAUCGAGGACAGGACAGAGUUCAUACGCGCUGCGAAUCAUUGAAGAGGGCAGCGGGGGGGUUGGGUGUUAGAGCGGGUUUGAGGGCAUUGCUAUGACCUUGGUUGCUUUCCAUUCAGCCCAAAAUUCUGGAAAUUUCGGUUAGAAAUCAAAUCGAACGCACCAUUUUGGUUCAGUCCAACUGGAAUUACCACACUAUGGCCAAUCCACUAAUUUUGAUUAGUCAGACCAAAUGUCCCUUUCCAUUUGACAAUUUCCUCUGGUUGUCCCCAGUACCGCUCUUUGGCAUCCUGCUUACAAGAACAAUAACCAAAUGCGUGGUGGCUUGGGUCUGGUCUGUGCAACCAGAAUGUACUGUUCCAUUCGGGACAUGGAAUUUCUGAAAUUUCAAACUGGAGUUUUUGUUGAAUGGAAAGGGCCCCUUGUGACCAUGCCAAAAAUUAGAAUUUAGCAAUGGUUGAUGUAAUUCAGAACAAACGUUUUGGGUACUUAAACAGUUCACAGGCUUUAUAAUUUUUCAGCUAUAGGUCUUUUUUGUUGUUUGUUUUUGUUACCGGCAUAAAGGACCCCAAUUCUGGGAUAAAAUUCCUGGUUUUUCAGGCUGUUUUGCUCUUGAGUAAAAUCCAGGAAAAAUCCUGGGAAAGCUAAGAGAAACUUCUACACUAUCUGGACCCUGAGGGAAGACAGAGGUGCCAACAUCUGGAAAUCUAAAAUCUGGAGACUCUGCAGUGCUUGACCUUAACUUUUUAAAUCGCUGGUCCUUGGACUAGUUGAACUGAAAAUUUACUAGUCCUGAGUAAAUCUGUGGUAGUCCUUCCUGAUUGCAGCAUGACAAUAUUAUUUGCAAAAUCUUUUUACAAUUACAUUUCAAAGAUGAAAUGCCUGACUUUAAUGGUUCCAUCCUCUUGAUCAUAUGAAGAUUUCUUGGUCGUUUUAUUGCUGUUGCUCUCUUUUGUUUCCAAUGUCUUUUCUGUGUCACCACUACCUUCUUUCUGGCGUUUGUUUGGAUAAUCGCUGCUGUUAGAACUAGAAAAAUACAUCUCUAAUCUCUUCAUGAUAAUAACAUGGGCAGUCGAGCAAAGAUGGUGGGCUGGGAGUUCUUUAGUGCCCAGUCCCAACCUCAGCCUUAUUUAGUCUUCUCGCCUCAGUCGUCGCAUUGGACUAUCAUUUUUCGCGAUCGGAACAUUGCGAGGAAUGCAUCGAAACAGCGUUUACAAGACGUAUAUUUUGUUUUCACCUUGUAGUAUUUUUUAAACAUUACAAACUACAAAGUAGUUACUGGUCCUCUGACUAGUGGUUCUAAGUUUCUACUAGUCCAGAAGCAUUUUGCACUAGUCCAGGACUACAGGACUACCGCUAAGGUCGAGCACUGACUCUGUCUGUUAAUUGCACUUAUACCCUCCCCCUCCCGGAAAUUAACCCAGCUUCCAAAUUAUGAAUGGCUUAGGACAUUAUAUGAAGUCUUCCACGAGGUGCAUCACACAGAUUUAGUAUAAUUAACAUAUAACCCAUUCACACCCCCAAGUGGCCUCAUUUUAAGUUAAUGCAAUCCUGAUAAACAGUAACUGCUCGAAAGGCAGACUUUAUGCACUUGCCAAAAUUAGCAAUAUAACUUAUUCAUAAAAUGAAGCCUCUACUCUUUUUCCAUCACCUAUGGCUAUGGAAAGAUUCUGAUAAUCUAUUGGGGGAUGUGUGUGUGUGUGUGUGUGUGUGUGUGUGUGUUGGAGAGGGGGGCAUAUCAUGUACUUGUGUAAAAUUUGGGGGGGGGGAGUGUGUUCUACAGUGCUUUCUGAAACUCUUAUCCAAUUGCAGAUAUUUGAUUUUUGUUGUUCUAAAGAACAAAAUACAGUGUACUUCACCCAUAGUCAGACCCACCCUUGGUAAAAAAUUGAAACCUAAGCUGCUCAUACCUUCUAUAGCUCUUACCAAGGAGUAACCCUAUUUCCAACCCAAGGGAUUAAAUGUGACUUGACCCAGAGAUCUGACUUCAGUAGAAGAGGUUUCAUAUUAACAAGCAUUAAUGGAGCUUGUCUGACACCUUCAGGUUAUUUAAGAACACAGCUGCACACCCCACCUGCUGCUGUUCAGUGAAAUACUAAUACUGAUUAUCAGUGGGCAGGCUUACAUGUGGCAUGCCUGAAUCACUGCUAUUCACACAGUACCACAGUCUUUGAAUGAAGGGGUGUGUGGAAGGCGCUCCCCUAAUGUAAUGUCAAAUCCUCCUUUUGUUUUACAAGUAACCUUAUUAAAGCAUUUUGCAAGGAGAAUUUAGCAGUAUAUAAGGACUCAUUAAGGCGCAUUUCUUCCAAGUACUCUUCCAAAUUUUACUUUUCGUUCUUGCUGGUCAGAUUGACGUCUAAUCUUCAUAUGACUUGUUGUAAUUAUAGGCGUGGUGAAGAAUGGUACAAAGUUCGCCGUAUCUUGAACAUGAAAAUGUUAAAGCCCAAAGUUAUUGGCGAAUAUGCACAAGGCCUGAAUGAAGUCUCUUCUGAUCUCUUGUCACGAUUGAAGCAAACUCGUGAUGAUGAAGGACUGAUUCCCAACAUUCAGGAUGAACUCUUUAAGUGGUCACUGGAAUGUGAGUCUAGCAAACCAUUUUCUUUUGAAGAGAUCAUGCAUUUUAAGUAGAUGGUUGAGUGGGGAGUUCGAAACUGUGCAAAUUUUACUCCAUAAUUUCUUCCAAAGCAACAUGAUUUUCUUUAACGUUAGGGAACAUUGAAAUUUAAUCUACCUAAACCGUACUGUUAAAUGAGGUGUUGUUGUUGUUUUUUUUAUAAUCAACUACUGAUUAAUGUUUUGUAUUAGAAUUAAUGUAUCAACAUUUUGCUUCUGAGUUUGUCCUCAGUGUAUUGCCCCCUUGUCUGGGCUCUUUUAACCCUUUAAGCCCCAGUUAUAUCCACAUACAAAUUCUCCAGACUGAACUCCCGGCUAUACUCUUACGUAAACAGGAUUAGUUUAGAGAAAUAUAUCAUUGACAAAAAAAAUUUAAAGCUCUUUUCUUUUGGUGACAAUUUUAUUUAUUUCUCACAACCUUUUCUCUUGUGUAAAAAAAUGAUAUUGUUAGGAGAAAUAAUAUGUUGGUUAUACUCUUGAGACUCAAAGGGUAAUAAAUAUCCAAAAGAUUUGGUCAGAUCAGUAAAAUGCUCUAAGCAUGGGCACCCAACGACUGUUUUCUGUAGAAAUAUCUGUUCGAAGAAGCUAAUAUUGCCUAGAAAUUGUUAUUGCUUGUGACGGCUACAAGUUUCUAGAUGACUGUUCUAUUCAUGUACAAUUUUCGAAAUUUGUCUAAUAAAUUCCCUACUGUUUUCUGGACCUGGAGCUUAAUUUUUCACAUUUUCCCCCCCCUCCUCCACCCCCCCCCCCCCCCCCCAAGUAAUGCUGUUUAUCGUGGAAACCUAAAAUUUUCGGAUUCAAAAAUGUAAUAGAGGUAGGAAUCAGAAAAAUUGUCACGUUUGGAAAGCUAUAAUUUGCAUGUAAACCCUUGAAAUUUCGAAAAGACUCAAAUAUGACCUAACAGAUACAAAUUUUAUAGCGCCGCUUACAAUGUAUUUCUAGAGAUCUAGAACUACUCUGGAUAGCCUGAAAAGUGUUUUCAACGUAUUCAGGAGGAAAUCGUCCUUAGGUGCCCCUGUGGUUUUUCGUCCCUUUUAGAGAUUUUAACUAUUAAUUUUACAGAUACCAGCUAACAAACGCAGUACAUUCACCUCAAGACCCUACUUGUUGGUCGGCCUUAAAUCAAACCGUGGAUUACUGCUUCGAAGUCUGGUAUCCAAAGAGCUAAUUCUAUUUUUAAUUUUCUUAUGCAGCGGUGGGAACAGUUCUGUUUGAAACAAGGUUUGGUUCAUUUAGCAAGUCACCUUCUGCUGAAGCAGCCAAGUUUAUUGAAGCCGUAGAGAAAUUAUUUGAAGUAUUUCUAAAAGCGUUUCCUAUUCCAGUCUGGAUUGAUAAGUUUUACAGGCCAACAUUGUUUACGGAGUUCUAUGAUUGUAUGGAUGCCAUGUACAACUUUGCUGAUAGAUGCAUUGAGAGAAGGUUGGAGGAGAUACGAGAAAAGUUAGAAAUGGGGAACAUAAGAGAUGAAGAUGCUGCAGAGUUCUUAACCUUCUUGAUCAGUAGAGAUGAUAUCAAUUCUAAAGAAAUAACAGCGAAUUUGGUUGAAAUAUUGAUGGCUGCUGUUGAAACGGUAAGAUAAUUGUAACAAAAAUAGUUAUAUACGUAAUAAUUAUAGUAAGUUUUAAUAAAUAACUUUAUAAGUAAUAGUCACAAUAAUGGCAAUAGCAUUGACACCAAUGACAAAGGUUAGGGGAAGAUGAUGAUGAUGAUGAUGAUGAGUGAUGAUGAUGAUGAUCAUGACGAGGAUGAGGACUUUGACGAUUACGAUGACGAUGAUGACGUCGACGACGACGACGACGGCGAUGGUGGUGGUGCUGGUGGCGGUGAUGCUGGUGAUAAAAAAAAAAAAAAGCAAAAGAAAGAAAAGAAAGAUGACAACUUCCAUGGUGGCCAAAUGAACGUCGCGUGCGGGAAACUUUAUAUCAUUUCCGGCGUCCUGGCCAUACGUAUAUACAACUGCAAAUAAAAGACCGUGUCCUGCAGCAUUGAAUACCCGAAAAAUUGUCCUCUUCUUUUUCAAGCUUCGCGAGAUUAUUAGUGACAAUUAUUAGUGACAAUUCGUUCCCUUUUUCGUUUACAAGUUAAUCGCACAAUCACAUAGUUAGGCAAAGAGUACGCUAGAAAAAUGUUUCGUUAAUUUAAAACAAUAAUGAUAAUGAUGAUUUAAACGGCAAGGUUUUGCGUAACAAGCUUUUCGUUGUAAAGGAAACCUUGAUCGUGUAACCGGCCGAGCUGUAUUCUUCAACUGUUAAGCAAGAAUUCAUGUCACUUGCACGAGGGUCAGAUGCCUGAUUUUUUAUUUUCAUUUUAUUGUUACAUGUAUUAUUUUUUGCAGACCUCAAACACGAUACAGUGGACAUUAUACUCGCUAGCAAGAAACCCUAACGUGCAAGAACGACUUCAUGAGGAAGUCACUUCAGUUCUCAAACCUGGAGAGCGUGCGACAGCCUCCACCUUACAGAAAAUGCAUUUUCUAAGGGGAUGUAUCAAGGAGACUCUAAGGUAUGUAUAAUCUGACACGAAUCUGGCUGAUCUUUUUCAAAUGUUAUUUCUUUACAAAGGACAGGAGUCAGUUUAUUGACUCCUGACAAGGUGACGCUAGAUCUCCCCGAUGCAUGGAGGGUCCACAAGAGGGGUUCUCAAAUCCCGCUUUCCCGCCAUUUCUUUCUUCUCAAUCCCGCCAUCCCGCCCCAUUUUACGCCCGAAUCUCGAUCCCGUCCCAUUUUGUUUACGAGAUUUUUGACAUUUUUUGCUUGAUCAUUGAAAUAGGCGUUAUAUAAGACUUACCUUCUAACAAUUGUCAGUUUUGAUGGUCAAGGUUCUCAACAUCACAAUUAGAGACCAUAACUUUAUUUUCUGUUUUGCUUAUUUUUUCGUCCUCUCAUCGGUACCUGUUUACUUCGAUACUUUAAGUCCUGUAUUUUUUUGAGUUAGGUAGAUUGAUGUUAUCUGUCUGUCUUACGAAGAUUCGACUGCUUUGCUCUAGUUUCUAUCAGGCGAUGAAGCCAAGUCUGUCAAUUGUUUACAUAGAGUGUAGGACAUGGAAAAUGAAUAUAAACACACUGGUCUCUUUUAAGGAAACAUAAACCUGCUAUUAAAUCUAACAGCACGACCAAAUGCGGAAACCCUUCCAAGCAGGAAGUUUGCUUCACCAUCCAAAGUGGCGACCCUUACAGAUCCUUCUCCUACUUGGUCUUCGGUUUCUUCUUCUUCCGCACUGCUGCUUGUAACAUAUUCGUCAGGAAGGCCGACAUCUCCUGUUAGGUCAACGCUUUCCCCUGGCACAAUGUCUUUCUCGUACAAGAAAUCGGGGAGCGUUCCAGCCCUAGCCAUGGUCGUUUCUUGUCGCACGGUUCUUUGACGAACUGCAGAUAGCAGUAAACUCUGGUCGACUCACCUGACUGUUUCUUUUAAGACUUUCAAGGUCUUCACUUGCCUUGAGACGGGAGCUCUAAUUUUUUCUUUCCGAAGAAACGCAUUCCCACUAGCACCUUUUUCGUAGUACAAAGCCACACAAUUGAUAAUGUCUACCACAUUGUCCACUUGUAUCAGCUCUGGUGUGGUCAUACUGUGGCCACACUUAUUUUAAUAACAAACGCUCUGUUCGAGGUCCGACAGGUCCGUCCAGGCAAAAGCAGAAAAGGUCAAAUCCGUCGACAAAACAGGAAUGAGUACAGGAUCUUAACGAACGCUUAACGUGACUUCUAACAGGGGCACCCAACGGGAAAUUUUGAGAAAAAGACAUAAAAAUAACAACAAAGCAUGAAUAAAGCUUUCUGAAGCCAUUUUAAGCAUUUUGGGAGAUUGCUGGGAAAAAAUGUAUCUGUUCCUCACUCCCACUGAAGGAAGAGUUCCCAGCCAGCAAGGUGUACCUACAACCUGCAACCUGACUUACUUGGAAGUUUCCCAGCAAACGUAUGUCCAGACAUUAAUGGUCAGUUUGGGUGUGGUCAGAGGGCAAAAUUCAGCCCUUCAGGGAGCGGGGAAGGGUGGGUGGCAAUAGGAAAUUGGGUGUUCAGUGGGGGGGGAUGGGGAAGAGGUUUCUGACAUAGCACUUAGCAGCUAUUCCAGACAUCAAAUUCUUUCAGACACCCUGAAUUGUCACUUACCCAGCAACACUUUCCUUCCAAGGACAUAGCAUUACUUCCACAUCUCCCAGCCAGCAAAAAAUUGCCAGAAGAACAGAUAUUUUGUGGAACAGAUCCACUGGGUGCCCCUGUUCUAACCUCAGUGAUUUGAUACCUCUUUUCGAGUGACGAAAACGACGAAAAUAGUAAAACCGGAAAAGACGAACAACACACAAAAUUGAUAAUGGGCAAAAUUUGACAGGCUUCACUUCCUUUGACACUCAUAGCUUGACUACAAAGGUGGUAUACACACUAAAGAACCAUUUUCUUUUUCAGUCAACGCUAAUAAAUCGUUAGUCAAGACAAAACUUAAUUCCUGUAUCCCGCUAUUUUUUUCUUAUGAUUCCCGAAUCCCAUCCCCAUAAAAAUAGGAAAUCCCGCUCCCGCUGGUUAUUAAAAUUCCCGCAUCCCGCUUCUGUUUUCAGCUCCUAUCCCGAAUAUCACCACAAAAAAUAGCCAAAUUCCGCAUCCCGCCAAACCUAUUGUGGACCCUCUGCAUGGUGGGCUGUAGCAAUUAACGGAUCAUUCACGGAAAUUGUUGUUUGUUUUGUUUAUUAAUUUAUUGACGGUUUUCUCCUCUAGGUUGUAUCCAGUCGCCUUUGAAAAUGCUCGAAUACUCUCUGAAGAAAUAGCCAUUCAAGGCUAUUGUAUUCCUCCUGAAGUAAGUCAGAUGACCGCAGAACUACCUAACACGCUUAGAGUGCUUUUGCAGUGUACGUGUGGUGUGUUACCGUCGUCCUCUAAGUUCGCUUGAGUUUAGUAAAGCUCUAAUCGUAUAAUUAGCAAGAGAAGUUUCUGUUUUAACGGUAAAAAACAAUAGCUGCAUGACUUGUAACACUGUGCAUCCUGAAAGUUUUUAUUAAAUUGACCUCUGCAGUUAAAGGAGCUGUGUCACGAAAUCAGGCAAAUUAGGAAAUUACAAAAUACCCGUUAAAUUAAGAGAAACAUAAAAAUAACCGCUUAACACGUUAAAGGAGGUUUAAAAUAACAUAAAAGAAACAACAGAUGCCACGGAUGGGCAAAAAUGAAGAAGAUUGAAACGGAUUGAAAUUAGGGUUUUUGAAAACUGUUCAGCCUAACAGUGUUUCAAAGUUUGUCCCCGCUGAUUGCAACUUCAAAAAUAAUGUUCAGGAGACAUAUUUGUUUGUCUCGGAUCUCUGAUUUUGUCAUUUACAUGUAAUUUCUUUGCUUACUUUAAGUUCCAUAGCGAUUGAGGGCGACUAAUUGGCAAAAUUAAAGAAAAUGAACUAGACUGCCGUGACACAGCCCCUUUAAGCUCAAUUAACGAUGUUUUCGUGUAGUAAUCGUUUUAGUAGUAAUCAACAAGCAUUCGCAUUUAUUUCAGAUGCAAAUUUGCAUUUAACAUGCAAUUUGUGUCUUCUGUACUUUGAGGAACCUCAUGCUCAGUGCUUCCUUUAGUUGCAAUACGUAGGUUUAAAUGUAAAGUAUGCAUUUAUACGUGCAGUACGCAUGCGCAUCGUACACUUGGAACUCAUAUCUCUCAAAUUUUAAGCACAAGUUGCCCGAGGGGUAGAUAAGUUAUCUACGUCGUUUCAGACGAUUACCGCUAGCUUUCCUGACUUUAUUCCUUGUUUAACAUUCGUUGUGUCUUGUAAGGUGGCUUUGUUUCUUUUUUUGUUGCAAGAAGAGUAGCCACGCGGCGACGUGCAAUGUGCUUUUUUAGCUUCUCUCACGGCGUCGUUACACACGUCAUUCGUCAGCAUCACUCACAUCACGCACUCAUUCACUCACGUUACUUGUCUGUUGCCGUGCGCGUCUACAUCGAAAGAAAGUACUUGGUACUGUCUUUUAAGAUAUAUCAUACUCUCAUACUCAUAUUUUUUAUUUUAAUCUUUUUAUGUUUGUUUGUUUGUUUGUUUGUUUGUAUGUGUAAUGACGUUGCCGCUGUUGUUAGUUACCUUCAAAGAAUACCGUCUUUCUAUGCAUCCUGUACAUUGUAAUUGAUCAUGUGCUUUCGUUUCCCAGACAAUGAUUCGUAUCCCUCUGUAUGUUAUGGGUCGUAACCCAGAGUUGUUUGAGGACCCGCUGGAGUACAAACCCGAGCGAUGGCUAAGGGAAGAUACACACAAGUCCCCUUACCACGCGUUUGCUUUUCUCCCCUUUGGAUUUGGUACCAGAAUGUGCCUUGGUAAGUGUAUUUUUGUACACUGAAAUUUACCUGAAAGCUUCUGUGAGAGCCAAUUAGAGAAGGUAAUCGUGACAACCUGUGAGCAGCAAGCACCAGACACCGUCACCCUGAAUUAAUGGGGACCUUAAGAUCCGACGACGGCGACGGCAACGGGAACGCCACAAAAGCAAUAGGUUUAAUUAGUAUGUGUAAUCAAAAUUAAUGGUGACGAGUGAAAUUAGGGAAUAAUUUCACGCGCGUUUUGUCCAAAUCCUUAUAAUUUAAAAAUUAUUAUGAUUUGCACAAAACGCAAGUGAAAUUAUUCCCUGAUUUCACGAGUAUACCAUUUGAUUACCUAUUAAUAUCAUUGGUGAUGAAUUACGUUAGCAAUCUUGGAUUUUUGACAUGUUUAUCCUGGAUCGUAUCGAUCGAGAACUCCUGCACUCUCUCGAACGUUUAGCGCUUAAAUUUGGCUGAAGUUCAGAGUUUGCCGACAAAAUACCCGUUAGAAUCCUUCUUGAUGUGCUCUUUCGUGUGUUCAGGUUUUCUACAGCGUCUUUUUGUGCCCUGACAUCUUCAUUCGUGACAUUUUAAAACUUCGUCGCCAUCUUGACACUGAGACGUACGGAAGGUUGCCAUGGCAUGUGAAAUUACAAAUUAACGCUGAAAUUUCGCGCCAAAAUUAAGGAGUAAUUCGUCACCUAUGAUAUUAGCAAAACAACAAUUUUGCACGUGCGUCACGCUUUUUUGUACAUUUCUUUGCCGUCACUGCACGACUACGACGUGAAAAUGCCUAAUUUCACGUUGUACAUAGGGAGUACACACUCUUUCUGAACUUGGAAAUGGUUCUUGGGAAUUCAACUGUAGAAGGGUUCGCCUACAUUUGACAAAGUUAAUGACUUGGAGUAAUCGCAAUGAAGAUUGAAAGAAGGAAAAUUCACUUUUUCAGCGACGCUUUCUCUGCCGUCGCCGUCCUCGGAUCUUAAGGUCCCUAAUAAGGACACGAUGGCAACGAGAACGUCAAAAAGCAAUUGGAUUUAUGAGCAAAAUAACAUUUCUUCACGUGCAUCAUACUUUCUGAUACAUUUCUUGUCGUUAUUGCGCAGGUAGGACAUGAAAUUGCCGACGUAAACGAACGAAGAUGAAUUGUUCUUCCUGUUAAUUACGUCUUGAAUGCGGUUUCUAACCAUUUUAGUCCAGGAAAUUCGCCUGCACCUGGCAAGUUAAUCUGGGUGGAAUUAUGGCGAUGAAGUUUGAGAGAACGCGAAUAUGGAAUACAUUUUAUGAGACGUUGUCAAUGCCGUCGUCGUCGGGGUUGUGUAAACUCCUUGAUAUUCUCAGGGGAAAAGUUUAAUCACUAAUAGUCCCUUGGAGGGAGGGACCAGAGUGCGCAAAUAACCAAGAGCAGUGUAACCGAAAUGGCUUGACCUUAGCAGUAGAGCUGUAAAUUUGCUUAGCCCUAAUAAAAGCCUUCAGACCACUCCGAAUAAUUUAGUGAAGGAGACCACUGGCCAGCGUUGUCUUGAUGCCUGAAUUACAGUUAAUCCCAUGAAAGUGUUCCGGACUUGAUACUUCUUUGUGAAACGAAAAGUAAAGUUCGUGGGCAUUUUCCGCGUUGCCGAAACGAAACUGAAAGUUUUCAGCAAUAUAGUUGCACUCAAGCUGCAAAGAAAGUUCUCAAUACCAGAAGGAUGUGAUUUUUAUGCUACGAACGUCGAACGUACAGAAAUCCGAUUCUCAAGAGUUUCAAACCCAUGGCGUUCUCAAACACCAUGCGAAGGCUAUAACCACCCAACUGCAGGACAUGUCGAGUUAGGUUGUUUACAAGGUUUUUUGUGACACGCCGUUCGUCAGCUUUUUCAGAGGAUCUUUUACUUUAUACCCAAUAUUUACCCACCUCUUCAGUACGGACAGGUCCUAUUUGCCCUCUUUUUUCCAUCAAAAGAUUGUUGAUAGAUCGAAAACUUACACCUAAGGGUUGUUAGGGGGAUGAAGGGGCGCACAGCCCAAGCAAAACCCGUAUGGGACAUAAUAUGACGUUCCUUCCUGAGCGCCCAAAGUGAUACCAAAAUGUGGAAUUAACACCCCUAAACGAGGCGUCAGGAGAGUAGGUACGCUUCUCGGCCAGUCCAUAUGUCUUAGAACUUUUCACUUUCCUUUGUUGUACAGGACGUCGUGUGGCUGAGUUGGAGAUGCAUCUUCUUCUGUCACAGGUAUGCAUUUAGGUAUUGUCUUUUCCUACCGUUUCAAUACACGCGUCGUUGCAGAUAAGUUGGCAACUGGGCUGUUUCAAAUAAUUGUAGACAAGAUCAUCACAGUUAAAUACGCAACUUAUGCAGUUGCGAAAAGAAAGCCUGAAAAAAAAAAUCAGGUUUGCAGGGAUUCGAACCCUGGCCUCUGCGACACCGGUGCUGCGCUCUAGCUAACCAGUUAAGCUAGCAAGCCAAUGGGGAGCUGGUCAUUAAAUUGGUUCGUAAUAUACCUGGGAAAGGUGAAGAUGAAAUGAUGAAUAUGUGAAUUUCAUACAUUUGAACUGCGGGAUGAAGAAAUAAAUACAGAGACGAUCAUCACCACCAAGAGCCAUUAUGGCUCUUGUUACAACUUAUGCAAUUGGGAAAAGAUAGCCUGAAAAAAAUCCAGGCUUGCCGUGACUCGAACCCUGACCUCUGCGAUACCGGUGGGAAAGAUGUAGGUGAAAUGAUGAAUAUGUGAAUUUUCGGCAAUGAUCUUUCUAGAAAUGACGCGUUAUGUAACGCGGGAACAAAGGGUUAAGUUCAUUGUUGCGAUUUUGUUGCUUUGGCAACUUUAGAACGCCAACCAGAUACAUAUACAAAGGCAACCUAAAGUUCCACCUCCCCAGGCAAAGCGAAUACCGGGAAAAGUAUCAUCUUUCCAAUUUGUCGAGAUUUUCUUUGUAUUAUGAUCCCGCCCGAUUGAAAUUUGUAUGGGGACGGCCCCACUAUACCUAGAAGACAUACAUGAAAAAGCACCCUUCAGAAGGGCUAACCUAGCAAGUGAAUGGUAACCCUCCUCCUUGAGCAACCUUACAGUAUCUGUCGAGUAAACGAAACCGGGAACCACGAUUGGGUAAACCUACAUGUUACUACUGUUUCAGGUAUCACAAAACUUCUGGCUUGAGUCACUGAAUGAAGCAAUUCCAGUGGUUACUUCCCUGUUGGUGCCUGACAAGAAGCUCAAAUUAAGAUUUGUAGAUCGCUAAGCAAAUGGUAGUUUACAAAAGCUUUAUCUGGGAACUUUAUUCUAAAAGCUAUCUCUCGCCGACGAUGAUUUCUCCCAUUUUCUAGGCUGCUUUUCCUUGCAGCACGUGCACUUUUUUUUCUCCAGAGAUUAUAUGUUUUGACUCCAAGGAAGAACAGAUGAGAAAUUAAAACCAUAUAAAUUGUGAUAAGUGGACCACAUCAAACAAUUUAUCCUCAUUCGAACUGACAGCUGUUCUCACUGUGCCAGAUAAAGACACCAACUUCGAUCCGAUUACGAAUUCUGCAAUCUGAUUGGCCAACGUACCUUAUUGUAGGAUAUUACCGCUCCAUGAAAUUAAGGUAUUGAAAUAAACGCGACUUAAGACGCGAAUUUAAUAGAAAACGACUACCGAAUAAAAGAAAUUAGCGCGAUAAAGAGGGUAACAUUUCUAAAUGAAAGAAAUGAACGCCAAGGUAACAAGAGAAAACAGGAACAAAGGUAAGCGUAUAAUUUGUCGUGGAAACUUGGUUUGUGAAACAUUCCCUUAGCAUAAGAAGAGGGUUCAGCGAACAAGUCUAGCCACUUCAAUGGUUCUCCACGGUUUCACUGAUACUCGCGGGUCUCCAACCUGAUAAAAUACUCUUUUUUACUUGUCAAGAUUGUCAAAAGUGUAUCAAGAAUUUGGGGCCCAUAAUUAUGGAAAAUAAGGUUGCAGACGCUCCACUUAAUUAACGGCACGGAAAUUAACGUUCACAGAAAUUAACACGACUUAAGUUAUAAAUCGCGUAUUUUUCACGAAGCGUUAAUAAGGUACUUACUUUCUAUUGCAUGAUAGAGAGUGGGUAGCGAGACGGCAUAUUGAAUAUCACACAAAUCGUUAACUUACAGCCAAAAAUAAUAAUGGUUCCAGAAUAGACUCUUGUGGUACUUCACUUGUAAUUUUCUUCUUAGAUGAUAGCUGGCCAUUGACGAAGCAUCACUGCUCAACGCUCUUUCAAAUUUUCCAAGCGUCAAGAUGCUGUGAUUAAUUGAGUCAAGAAAUUCUGCGCCAUUCAAUGUACUGACAUCCACAUUCUCUAGCCAUUCAUCUAUUCAGUUUUUAUAGCAUGGAGAUUUCAGUUAGAUAGCGAUUAGAGCUAAGGAAAAACCUCUAAUGCUUUGCCCAGUACACCUAAAAUAGAAAUGGCACAAUAGUUGUCACAUUGCCGUCUGUCACCAUUCAGGCGUUACACGCGCGCACUUCCAUUCGUUUUUAUAAAUGCCUGUUGUAAGGGACCGGUUAAAGAUGAACUAGAAAUACGUGUUUCGCAGAAACUCGUGAAGCUCGGGGG